Stegostoma tigrinum is the source of this 1219-nucleotide messenger RNA. RefSeq names its product LIM domain and actin-binding protein 1-like. The transcript is spliced from 3 exons. Lineage: Eukaryota; Metazoa; Chordata; Chondrichthyes; Orectolobiformes; Stegostomatidae. Bases 62 to 1219 code for a protein of 385 amino acids. The record is from RefSeq and is a predicted model, not a curated record. Gene Ontology annotation, molecular function: actin filament binding. Gene Ontology annotation, cellular component: actin cytoskeleton; plasma membrane. Gene Ontology annotation, biological process: actin filament bundle assembly.
UUGUCAUGUCAUGUUUUGAGAAUGAAAGGUGCACUGAUGGCAAGAGACAUUAAAGUGACUAAUGAGUCUGCUUUUUUCCCCCCUAAAUUACUACCAGAAAUUUCAGCUUCUAGCUAGAGAGUUGUGUGUCACCUGCCAAAAAACUGUCUAUCCAAUGGAGCGUCUUGUUGCAAACCAGCAGGUGUUUCAUAAUUUCUGCUUCCGCUGCAGCCACUGCAACACUAAGCUGAGCAUUGGGAAUUUUGCUUCACUACAUGGGAAUGUGUACUGCAAGCCACACUUCAGCCAGCUCUUCAAAUCCAAAGGUAAUUAUGACGAGGGAUUUGGUCAUAAGCCACACAAGGAGCUGUGGAUGGCCAAAACUGAGUGUGACACUACAGAACACAAGAAUGAAGUUGCCACGAAUAAAUCUGAGACCAAAACUGAGGACUCUGGAGUAGAUGAGCUUUCCAUACUCAAGGUAGGUGUUUUGGCUGCCAGCAUGGAGGCCUUAGUUACUAGUACUCCACCAGAAAAGAUGGAGAAACCUGUUGAAACAAGAAAAUUAAAAAUAGCUUGGCCACCACCUAAUGAAGCAGUUAGUAAAGGAAUUGGCUCUUCUGAAGAGAGCCUCCGAGUUAACAAACCAAAAUGGCCUCCAGAGGAUGAUUUCCAACACCUGACCAAGAGAAACUCUGAAUUCAUUGGUACGUCCAGACUGAGGCGAAGCGCUUCUCUGAAAGAACGAUGUAGACCAUUUACCAUUGCUGCACCUCUGAGACCUAUAGCCAUUAAAGAGCCAGGAAGAAAUCCAUCUGCUAAAAAUACAACACAGGAUCUGAUCAUUAAAGAAAGAGAAGCCAAAAGACAGACUGAUGAAUGGAAGAAUGAACAAGAGUCAACUCUGGAAAAUGAGCAUGAGCAACCAGUGACUACUGAGCUCAAGGGCAUGCAAGAUGAUUUGGUGACUGAAAAGGUUGUAGAAGUGAAAAGCAACAAAAAGCUGCUUCAAGAUAAGGAUGUAGAGGAACUUCACCUCCACAAGGAAGAGGCCAGAGAACCUGACUUUCUGGAGUGUGAGGAGCAGAAAUCCAAUCAAAAAAUGGUUGAAUUGCAAACUUCUGGAGAGACAGUUAGCUCAAAUGAGCAUGUUCCAGAGAAUGAGAGAAAACUGGAAGAUAUUGGUUUUUGGGAUGGGGAUGAAACUGAAGUGGAGGGAUUCUCCAGCAUCUGCAGAUAA